CCGUGACGUCACGAGACCAGAAAUUUUUCCCGGGGGCGCGCGGCGGUACCGGUCCGGCCCCGGGAGGGGAAAGGCAGUGAAACCCCGCGCUCAGGGGCCGGGGGCAGCGGGGGCGAUGCCGAAGCGGUGCUGCCCCUUUGGGGAUGCGACCCCGCUGCAACUCAAGGUUAGGGUCGGCCCGAAGGAGCUGAGCCGAGGCGUUUUUGGAGAGCGAUACACGCGGGAGAUCUUUGAGAAAACCAAGCAGCUCUUGUUCCGGGGAGCCCAAGCCUACAUGGACCACAUGUGGGAUGAGAGCUGUGCCAUGGACCACCUGCCAGAGCCAGGAAAGCAUGGUCACGAAGCCCCUAGGACAAUGUGUACUCUGAGUGGACAGAUGCUGAUAGGGCAGGAUGGGAAACUGCUCAGGAGGUGUGCACAGGCCACACUUGAUACAGACUCAUCAGAGGGAAUGUCCAAAACCUGCUCUUCUUGUGUGAGGACUGUCUGCGGGAAAGAGACCUGUAGCCAGUGUGACCGCUUCCUCUGUCAGAGCUGCAUCAAAAUCUGCUAUGGCUGUAACACUGCAGUCUGCUCACUGUGUGCUAUUGUUAAUUACAGUGACAUUGGUGAGAGUGCACUCUGCAGUGGCUGCUCCAUGUUUGAAACCUGAUGUUCAGUUAGAAAGAACUACUUCUCCUGUCUGGGAGGCUUGUACACCUUGGUCAUCUCCAUCUGCACAACUAGCACUGGUGUGUAGGUGGAAGAACUACAGGAUUUCUAGUAUUUUUGGUUUUUAUGUUUUAUAUUUUGUACUCUAAAUAGUGUAAGUAACAGAAUUGAAUAAAUUUUUUUUAUAUUUGAAUGAC
Sarcophilus harrisii (Tasmanian devil) is the source of this 848-nucleotide messenger RNA. It is a transcript of the gene SIVA1, whose product is annotated as SIVA1 apoptosis inducing factor. Lineage: Eukaryota; Metazoa; Chordata; Mammalia; Dasyuromorphia; Dasyuridae. The record is from RefSeq and is a predicted model, not a curated record. Gene Ontology annotation, molecular function: CD27 receptor binding. Bases 116 to 652 code for a protein of 178 amino acids. Gene Ontology annotation, biological process: extrinsic apoptotic signaling pathway. The transcript is spliced from 4 exons.